Messenger RNA from Gymnogyps californianus (California condor), 1212 nucleotides. RefSeq names its product neurotensin receptor 1 (gene NTSR1). The transcript has 4 exons. Gene Ontology annotation, biological process: neuropeptide signaling pathway. The record is from RefSeq and is a predicted model, not a curated record. NCBI's taxonomy places the organism in Eukaryota, Metazoa, Chordata, Aves, Accipitriformes, Cathartidae. Gene Ontology annotation, molecular function: G protein-coupled neurotensin receptor activity. The coding region runs from base 1 to 1212 and encodes 403 amino acids. Gene Ontology annotation, cellular component: plasma membrane.
AUGCACCCGAACGCCACGGCCCCGGCCGUGCCGGGCGGCCCCCUCCACCUGCAGCCCAGCGGCUAUGCCAACGCCUCCAACCGCUCCGACCUGCUCCCCAAAGGGCCCGACGAGGAGGACCUGGACGUCAACACCGACAUCUACUCCAAAGUGAUGGUGACCGUCAUCUACUUGGCUCUUUUCUUGGUGGGCACCGUGGGUAACUCCAUCACGGCGUACACGCUGGUGCGCAAGAAGUCGCUGCAGAACCUGCAGAGCACCGUGCACUACCACCUGGCCAGCCUCGCCUUCUCCGACCUCCUCAUCUUCCUCCUCUGCAUGCCCAUCGAGCUCUACAACUUCAUCUGGGUCCACCACCCCUGGGCUUUCGGGGGGGCCGUCUGCAAGGGCUACUACUUCCUCCGGGACGCCUGCACCUACGCCACGGCGCUCAACAUCGCCAGCCUCAGCGUGGAGCGCUACAUGGCCAUCUGCCACCCCUUCAAAGCCAAGAGCAUCAUGUCCCGCAGCCGCACCAAGAAGUUCAUCAGCUGCAUCUGGAUCGCCUCCUUCCUCCUCGCCAUCCCCAUGAUCUUCACCAUGGGGGAGAUCUACGGCAAGGACCAGAAUCCCGACUCUCUCAUCUGCACCACCAUCGUGGACGCCUCCACGCUGAAGACGGUCAUCCAGGUCAAUACUUUCAUCUCCUUCGUGUUCCCCAUGGUCGUCAUUUCUGUGCUCAACACCAUCAUUGCCAACCAGCUCAUGGUCAUGUUCAAGCAGGCUGCCCAGGAAAACCAGGUCUGCACCAUCGGCGGGCAGCAGACAAUGCUCAGCAUGUCCAUGGAGCCCAGCCGCGUGCAAGCCUUGAAGCAUGGCGUGAGGGUCCUACGUGCUGUGGUGAUUGCCUUCGUGGUCUGUUGGCUCCCUUAUCACAUACGGCGUCUCAUGUUCUGCUAUGUCCCCUCCAGUCACUGGACAGAUUUCCUUUUCAACUUCUACCACUACUUCUACAUGCUGACAAACGUCCUCUUCUACGUCAGUUCGGCAAUCAACCCCAUCCUCUACAACCUGGUGUCUGCAAACUUCCGACAGAUCUUCCUCUCUACACUCACACUCCUGUGCCUGCCAUGGAGGAAGAAGAAGAAACGACUGGCCUUCACCAGGAAAUCCAACAGCAUCUCCAGCAACCAUACCUUUUCCAGCCAGGUCACAAGGGAAACUACAUACUGA